AUGGCCGCGCCAACCAUAUACCACAAUGUCGCCGAAGGUGUCGAGCUCGAGCGUCAGGGCCAGUUGUUCGCCGGCAAGAAGUUCUGGGUUGCGCAGCGCAUGCCAACGCGACUCCAUGUACUACAAGACAUCAAGGCGAAUGGCGGAGAGGUCGUGCUGGUCGAGAAGCUUGCCGACUAUCUCAUUGCAGACCACUGCCGACGAGACUGUCCACCGGGGUCCAUAUCGUAUGAGUUUGUAGACAAGUCUAUCGAACAAGGCCAAAUUCAAGAUCCCGAGGACCAUCGAUGUGGACCGCGCGUAGGAGAGGCGCGUGAGCCAGGCGCGCUCAACAGACCGGCAAAGGGUGGAAGAGCAGCAUACACAGCCGAAGAAGACAGGAUACUGUACAAAUGGGUGAGCGACGCUGCGGCAGCAGGCAGCCUAGCGAGUGGAAAUGAAAUAUACAAGCAACUGGAAUCGAAGUACCCGCGACACACGUGGCAGUCAUGGCGGGACCGCUAUCUCAAGCAGCUACGACAUAGGCCUCCAUCUGCCUUCAAUAUCCCCGAUAACGCUCCCCCAUCUCCACCUUCAGACCAGUCCAACGAACGAACGCCUACCGUGCCUUCUUCUUCCAAGCGAACUAAUCUGUCGGCGCUCAAAAACGAGCAGAGCCAGGCCGCGGAUAAGGUCAGCGGACCGGGCAAAGCUCGAACGAAAGACGAGUAUACCUUGGACGAACUUGCGGGCAUGUUCAGCUCAGACGAUUGGGAAGAGUUAUACGCCUUCGUGGAAAUCAUCGAUGGACUAGCAGGACAGGCUGGUUACGAAGCCUCUUGGGCAAGAUGGGCUGAAGAGCAAGACAAUCAAACGGCCAAACAGUGGCAACAAUACUAUGAGAAGGUCGUCCGUCCACAGUGGCUGCGUGAUCCAGCGUGGAAAAGAGAGCAGAUUGAGAAGAAGGUUUCGCGCAAGUAUAACGGCAGCAGCGCAGGACAGAGCCAAUCUUUUAGUCAACAACGCCAAGAGCUGGAUGAGCCUGAGGAAGAGUCGACUGUCUCCAAAGAGAAGGCAACUGAGGCACACCAGCCAUUAGAGACUGAAAAUGAGCGCUUCGAAGAAGACAAAACAGCAUACAUAGCUAGGGACAUAGCCAACCUGAAGUGCGCUGUGGGGGAAGAGGCUAAGCUGACUUCAGAGGUAAAGCUGCUGUCAUCCUCAACGGCCCGUCACGAGUCUCCAAAGUACCUGAAUGAACUGUACGAGAAGGCAAUGAAACGAAUACGUGAAGAUGAGAUUGUAAAGGAGCAGGACGAGCAGGAGGAUUCAUCCCGGCCUACCAAACGCCGAAGAAGUGCGAGUGCGACACCUUCAACGGACGAUAGAGCACAACAGACAGAGCUCGUCGGCACACAGAUGCAACCACUUGAACUAGCCUCCGCCGAGAGCUCCUCGUCCCCGACAUCGCAAUUAGAAGCUGCGGAAGACCCUUCACAGGAACAGAUCCGACAAGACAUUAUUGCGAUGGACAAACGUAAUGCGAAGAAAGAAAGCCAUAUCGCGGAGAGUAUAGAGUCUAAUGAGUUUUCACAAAUCGAGCGAUUGCCCUCACCAUCCGAUGGGUAUGACACCGAAUCUGCAGAUGACCUUCCUCCAAACACACCCACCCCGCGCGCCGCCCGUCAGAAACCGUCCAAUUUCGAUACCCAAGCAAUUCUUUCUUCACCUUCUCAAGACGUUAUUAGCGAACCCAGAGCUCGAACAGAUCCCCAAAGGAGUUCAUCACCCACUCAACUACCAGAGUCAGACGCAUCAACUACACAAUCACUACAAGAAUUCCGCCGAUCGCUCGACGACAAAGACAUAGCCCAACUCUCCUAUCCCCAGCUCAAUCUUGACCUGCGCACCGCAUCGCUAUCACCAACCCCCUCAUCGUCGUCAUCUACCGGCUCAGGCGAUCCCGACAUCCCAUUAGAAGCUGAGGAGAUCGAUGAGUUCUUCGACGAGCAAUAUGCAGACGGAAUGUCUAAUGAAUUCGUCGUCAAAGCGCUCAAACGAACACGCCUCCGACCUGGCCUUGCAGUUCAGGUGCUGGAUGCCUGGAAGGAGGGCAAACCACUGCCAAAUCAGAGGGGCAUAUGGAGCAUUGAAGACGACGAAGCGGUAGAAAGUGGAGAUGGUGUUGCGAUGGCGAGGCUGGAGAAGAAACAUACGAUUGAUGGCUGGGGUGGGAUCACAGAACGAAUGAUCUUCCUGGAGGCACAUCGAAGUCGGUAG
This is a messenger RNA of Cucurbitaria berberidis CBS 394.84, 2259 nucleotides long. RefSeq lists its product as uncharacterized. Gene Ontology annotation, molecular function: telomeric repeat DNA binding. Gene Ontology annotation, cellular component: shelterin complex. Lineage: Eukaryota; Fungi; Ascomycota; Dothideomycetes; Pleosporales; Cucurbitariaceae. The record is from RefSeq and is a predicted model, not a curated record. Gene Ontology annotation, biological process: regulation of DNA-templated transcription; telomere maintenance via telomere lengthening. Bases 1 to 2259 code for a protein of 752 amino acids. The transcript has 2 exons.